Messenger RNA from Ahaetulla prasina, 2266 nucleotides. RefSeq names its product fibrous sheath interacting protein 1 (gene FSIP1). The transcript has 13 exons. The coding region runs from base 60 to 1865 and encodes 601 amino acids. The record is from RefSeq and is a predicted model, not a curated record. NCBI's taxonomy places the organism in Eukaryota, Metazoa, Chordata, Lepidosauria, Squamata, Colubridae.
ACCAGUUGCUGUUUCUUGAUGGAGACUGUUGCUUGUUUUGUCUGCCUCUGGAGGCUACAAUGGAUAUUACAAGAGGAAGUCUGUAUGGAAUUUCAAGACCAGCAUCUAACUCAAGAAAUAAUCAUGGAAGCAAAAUUUUAAGUUCAUCUCUAGAGAUUUUAACGCCAGAAUCAGACCAGACUAAGGUUGAUUUUUGCAAUAAUCACAUAGGGGAGAACUCAAAAGAAAAUUAUGAUAAAAAUGGGGAAGAAUAUGAAACUCAACCAAUGAGUUUCUCAGAACAAAUAUCUGAAGAAAAAACUUGUGAUUUUCAACUGGUGGGACAGCAUACAAAUCAGGUGGCAGAAUAUUCUUCAGUAGAUUCUGAAGAUGACUUUGCUGAAAAUAAACUCUCUUGUAGCAGUGCUUCUCAGAAUAAGCCAUCUGAGCCACAAAGAGUGACAUCCAGGUCUGCAAACCUGGAUGAUUCUAAGGAGAAAGGUGUAGAUCUUCUCAUCCUGAAAGCAAUAAAGAAGAUGAAAAGGUUGGACCAGAUAUUGGCAAAUAAACAAUCCAAGGAAAGAGCAGUCAAAAAGCAAGGCAGAGAAUUGAGAGCAAAACUAUGGGAAGAAUUUCAGUCUAUGACAUCCCGAAGUUCUUCAAUAAUUACUGAAGAGGAAGAAAACACUAGCAGAUUUUUAGCUUUGAACUCACCAUUAUCUGGAACUCUUGAUCUUUCUGCUUGCGAAGAUAAUGGAACGUUUAACAUAUUUAAAACUCAGCUUCCUCCAGAAAAUUAUGAGACGAAUGAAAGACAAACAAAGCGAGGUGAUUCAGCUGAUAGUUCAAGAAGUUCAGUGAAGAAAAUGGAAAACAACUGCCCAAAGAGUACAGCAAACUUUAAAAAAAAACCAAACUUUGUUAAAAAGAACAUAGAGCUGGCCAAAGAUUCAUCAAGUGAAGUUAUGCUAGAAGAAGAGAAACAGAGACUAUCUGAAUUGCUGAAAGAUACAGAAAAUGAUAGUAAUAAAUUUCAAGUUGAAGCUGAGGAAGAAACAAUUGGAAAAUUUGUACCAGGUGAAGGAUAUACACCCGAACCAAUGGAAUAUCAUCAUCUUGCAGAAAUUGAUGCUAAACUCAAAAUAAUAAUAUCUGAUGGAGAUUUGUCUGUAUUUCAGGGCUCCUGUUCAAAAGCCUCCAGUAAAAUUUAUGAGGAAUCCUUGGCUUAUGCAAAUAGAAAGUUGAACAUUCCAGGUGAAAAGAUCUUAAGAGACACUAAAGAAGAACGUGAUCAACAAAACAGACUUAAAGAAAUCAACCAACAACUUAAAAUCCUAGAGGAAACUCCAGAUGUACCUCCUUGCCUCUCAGAAGAGCAACUUAAUGCCCUUCUGGAAGACUGUAUGCAAAGCCUAAGAAGAGGAUGUGAUCUUAAUCUGAUCAGAUGUCAGGAAAAUUCUGUUGAGAAGAUGAGCCCUUGUGACAUCUUUGAAGAGAACAUGCCAGACUCUAGGAAUGAAGUGUUAGAUGAUAUUCAACUACCAGCAAAUGAGGAAAUGCUUGGAGACGAGUAUAAAUAUAUAUUUUCAAAGGAAAAAAUAGACUCCUGCUGUAAUCCCAGCAAGAUGUUUUUCGAAUUUCCCAUGUCGGAGAAAAAGGGAAAUGAAGAAGACCAAGAGGAGGCACCAGACACUGCUAAUGGCACUGAAGAUUUCUUCAUGUCAAAGGUUCUCAGUAUAGACAAGAUGAAAAAGCCUCUUUUUCUUGAUGAAACUUUUUAUUGUGUCAGCAUGAACAAUGAACUUUCCACAGAUGCCAGCAUUCCUAGCAUACCACUAAAAACCAGAGGAGAUGAGCUGAAAGAUGAAGAUGUGAAUGAAGAGUGAUGUUCUUCCAACCUGAUGUUCUUGAACAUAAUCCAAGAGUGAUGUUCUUCCAAAUUGGUAAAAUUUACUUCAUUUAAUUCUUUGUGUAUUGUUUCAGGAAAAUUUGUCUCAUAAUUAAUAUUUUUGUCUCAUUUUCAUGUUUCAAUAGGACUUCUAAAUAAAGAUCUCCUGAUUAACUUCUUUCUGGGGAUGACUUAUGUACAUGCAAAAGUUUUACAGAUCUAAAACUAUUAAGCUCCUCUAUCUGCACAUAUAUAUUUCAGUUAUAUCAAUAUUUAUAUUGUUCAGCAAAUUUAUGUAAGUGAUAAUAGCACUUUCCUAACCAUAAGCUAUAUUUAAAUAUUAAUAGAAUUAUUUUUAUGCUUGUUAUAUACAUUAUGCCCUCAUAUUAAGGGCUCAUA